Molecule: messenger RNA, 1311 nt
Organism: Microstroma glucosiphilum
Lineage: Eukaryota; Fungi; Basidiomycota; Exobasidiomycetes; Microstromatales; Microstromataceae
Product: S-adenosyl-L-homocysteine hydrolase
Exons: 3
Coding region: 1-1311 (436 amino acids)
Biological process (GO): L-methionine cycle
Cellular component (GO): cytosol
Molecular function (GO): adenosylhomocysteinase activity
Source: RefSeq, a predicted model, not a curated record
AUGGCUCAGAACUACAAAGUCGCUGACAUCUCCCUCGCCGCCUUCGGCCGAAAGGAGAUUGAGAUCGCCGAGGGAGAGAUGCCCGGUCUCAUGUCCCUGCGUGAGAAGUACGCCAAGGAGCAGCCCCUCAAGGGAGCCCGCAUCGCUGGUUGCUUGCACAUGACCAUCCAGACUGCCGUCCUCAUCGAGACCCUCGUUGCCCUCGGCGCCCAGGUCACCUGGUCCUCGUGCAACAUCUUCUCCACCCAGGACCACGCCGCCGCUGCCAUUGCCGCUGCCGGUAUCCCCGUCUUUGCCUGGAAGGGUGAGACCGAGGACGAGUACAACUGGUGCAUCGACCAGACCCUCAAGGCCUUCCCCGGUGGAGAGCCCCUGAACAUGAUCCUCGACGAUGGAGGUGACCUCACCUGGCUCGUCCACCAGAAGCACCCCGAGCUCCUCGCCGGCAUCAAGGGUGUUUCUGAGGAGACCACCACCGGUGUCCACCACCUCUACUCUGCCAUGAAGAGGGGUACUCUCAAGAUCCCGGCCAUCAACGUCAACGACUCGGUCACCAAGUCCAAGUUCGACAACUACUACGGAUGCCGUGAGUCCCUCGUCGAUGGUAUCAAGCGAGCCACCGAUGUCAUGCUGGGUGGAAAGGUCGCCAUCGUCGCCGGUUUCGGUGACGUCGGAAAGGGAUGUGCCGAGUCUCUGCGAGGCUACGGUGCCCGUGUCAUCAUCACCGAGAUCGACCCCAUCAACGCCCUCCAGGCCGCCAUGGCCGGUUACGAGGUCAACACCAUGGACGAUGCCGCACCCGAGGCCGACAUCUUUGUCACCACCACUGGAUGCCGUGACAUCAUCACCGGCAAGCACUUCUCCAACAUGAGGGAGGACGCCAUCGUCUGCAACAUCGGUCACUUUGACAUUGAGAUCGACGUUGCCUGGCUCAAGGCCAACGCCAAGAGCGUUGUCAACAUCAAGCCCCAGGUGGACCGAUACACCAUGGCCAACGGCCGCCACGUCAUCCUCCUCGCCGAGGGCCGACUGGUCAACCUCGGAUGUGCCACUGGUCACCCUUCUUUCAUCAUGUCCGCCUCGUUUGCUAACCAGACGCUGGCUCAGAUUGAGCUGUGGAAGAACAACGAGGGCAUGACCAAGUACGCCAGUGGAAAGGUCGAGAUGCUGCCCAAGGCUUGUGACGAGGAGGUGGCCCGAGCCCACUUGGCCAAGCUCAACGUCAAGCUGUCCAAGCUGACCGACGUUCAGGCCGAGUACCUCGACCUGCCCGUCGAGGGACCUUACAAGAACCUGUGGUACCGAUACUAA